Messenger RNA from Trichosurus vulpecula (common brushtail), 681 nucleotides. RefSeq names its product proteasome subunit beta type-1-like. The record is from RefSeq and is a predicted model, not a curated record. NCBI's taxonomy places the organism in Eukaryota, Metazoa, Chordata, Mammalia, Diprotodontia, Phalangeridae. Gene Ontology annotation, cellular component: proteasome core complex. Bases 1 to 681 code for a protein of 226 amino acids. The transcript has a single exon.
AUGUACCCGGGGCUCGGGCCGGAGCAGGAGCUGGAGCCUCACAACAGCGCGGGUCCCGUGCAGUGCCACUUCUUGCCCUACAUCUUCAAUGGAGGAACUGUUCUGGCAAUUGCUGGAGAAGAUUUUUCCACUGUUGCCUCUGAUACCCAACUGAGUGAAGGUUUUUCAAUUCACACUUGGGAUCGUCCCAAAUGUUACAAACUAACAGACAAAACGGUCAUUGGAUGCAGUGGUUUUCAUGGAGACUGCCUUACACUUAUUAAAAUUACUGAAGCAAGAUUAAAGAUGUACAAGCAUUCCAACAAUAAGGCCAUGACCACAGGAGCAACUGCAGUAAUGUUGCCUACAAUCCUCUCUUCAAGACGUUUCUUUCCUUACUAUGUUUAUAACAUCAUUGGUAGACUUGAUGAAGAAGGGAAAGGAGCUGUGUACAGUUCUGAUCCUGUGGGAUCUUACCAGGCUGGAGGAUCAGCAAGUGCUAUGCUUCAGCCUCUGCUUGACCAUCAGGUUGGUUUUAAGAAUAUGCAAGAUGUGGAGCACGUUCCUCUGUCCUUGGAAAGGGCCAUGCGGCUAGUGAAGGAUGUCUUUAUUUCUGCAGCUGAGAGAGAUGUACACGCCGGAGAUGCGCUAAGAUCUGCACUGCUGCUAAAAAUGGCAUUCAAGAGGAGACCGCUCCAUUAA